AUGAACUUAUGGCUUUUGACAAUAAUCUUAGCCAUUGCGGCUGAAAUAAUCACUGUAUCAUCAAAAAAGGCUUUGCAAACCAAAAAAGAGGACUUUAAUAGCACAGAUAAGAAUAAGCCGAAACAAUCGUCUUCAAAAGGAAUAAUUAAUCAAAUAUGGAUAAAAGUAAAACGAUUAGUCGAAGAAGUAUACAACAAAACUUUUUGGGCAACCGCAGGAUUUUUUGAUGGCAAGCACUCAUACACAUGGAAAUUAUUCGGAAAAACAAUCCGAAUUGUGAUGCCACGAAGCGAGAAAGAGAUUAAAAAGCAACUAGCUACUAUCCAGAAAUUAAUUCGUGAAAAUCCUACCGAACGAUGCCUUAUAGUAAUUUGUGUGAACAUAGUGUAA
Brugia malayi is the source of this 390-nucleotide messenger RNA. RefSeq lists its product as uncharacterized. The transcript is spliced from 3 exons. The record is from RefSeq and is a predicted model, not a curated record. Bases 1 to 390 code for a protein of 129 amino acids. Lineage: Eukaryota; Metazoa; Nematoda; Chromadorea; Rhabditida; Onchocercidae.